AUGCCUACCGUCGAACGAUCCAAGUACUUCCCUUCCGCCCUGGAGCGAUUCAAGUUCUGGGACGACCGAUUCACCACCGUUCGAAAGACACUGCCUUAUGGAUCGUGGGAUGACCUACUCUACAACCGAUGCAAGCCCGUGAGCGCCACGGACGACCACAAGGGCUACACGGAGGUUACCUUUGAGUUCACCAUCACCGACGACAUUCUCAAUGAUCUCGGAUCCAUGCAUGGAGGUGCUGUCACGUCUCUUCUGGACAACAUGACCACCAUGGCCAACUACUGCGAUGUGCGAGUGUGGAAGACCAUCCCCAUCUUCUACGAUGCGACCGAGGACGAGCCUGAGGAGGGUAUGGUCUUUAAGAGCCUUACUGAGGACCAGAAAGAUGAGAUUUUUGGCCACCUGAUGCUGCACAUUGGAGACUGGUGCGGUGUUUCUCGAUCUCUCAACACAACCUAUCUGCGGGCUCUGGAACUUGGUAAGACCUAUACUCUGAAGUGCAGCACUCCUUCUCGAGGCAUGAGAUUGCAUCAUCACCUUGGUCAGAUCUUUGACCAGCAGGGACGACUGUGCGUAUCCCUGGAGCACGGCAAGGCCCACAACGGAGCACCUGUCUUCAAGUUCAAGAAGCCUACUGAGGGAGAAAGCAAGCUGUAA
Yarrowia lipolytica CLIB122 is the source of this 657-nucleotide messenger RNA. RefSeq lists its product as uncharacterized. NCBI's taxonomy places the organism in Eukaryota, Fungi, Ascomycota, Dipodascomycetes, Dipodascales. Gene Ontology annotation, molecular function: fatty acyl-CoA hydrolase activity. The record is from RefSeq and is a predicted model, not a curated record.